This is a messenger RNA of Myotis lucifugus (little brown bat), 1700 nucleotides long. RefSeq names its product ATP-dependent RNA helicase DDX55-like. Gene Ontology annotation, molecular function: RNA helicase activity; nucleic acid binding; ATP binding. NCBI's taxonomy places the organism in Eukaryota, Metazoa, Chordata, Mammalia, Chiroptera, Vespertilionidae. Gene Ontology annotation, cellular component: nucleolus. The record is from RefSeq and is a predicted model, not a curated record.
GGCGGCGCUCGCUAUGGAGCACGUGACGGAGGGGUCCUGGGAGUCGCUGCCGGUGCCGCUGCACCCCCGGGUGCUGGGCGCGCUGCGGGAGCUGGGCUUCGCGUACAUGACGCCGGUGCAGUCCGCCACCAUCCCGCUCUUUCUGAAAAAGGACGUCGCGCCCGAAGCGCGAGCCCUACCCCUGCAGGAGCAGGGACCCCCAGGUCCGCACACAUCCACUCGUCUGCCUGCAUCUCCCUGGCAUCUCGCAGCGGUUGCAGACACGUCUAAAAUGGGGGCUUGGGAUUUCCACCUGCACGUCACCUGGAGUUCCCCGUUCAUCUGUCCUCCCGCUCACGUGUCUCCUUUCUCUCCACUGGGAUCUAGUGGGAACAUCAUUGUGGCGACGCCCGGACGCUUGGAGGACAUGUUCCGGAGAAAGGCCGAAGCUGUGGACCUGGCCAGCUGCGUGAGGUCCCUGGAUGUCCUGGUGUUGGAUGAGGCAGACAGACUUCUGGACAUGGGGUUCGAGGCCAGCAUAAACAGCAUCCUGGGGUUUUUGCCCAAGCAGAGGAGAACGGGCCUGUUCUCGGCCACCCAGACGCAGGAGGUGGAGAACCUGGUGCGAGCUGGCCUGCGGAACCCCGUGCGCAUCUCUGUGAAGGAGAAGGGUGUGGCGGCCACCAGCACCCAGAAGACCCCCUCGCGCCUGGAGAACCACUACAUGGUGUGUAAGGCAGAUGAGAAGUUUAAUCAGCUGGUCCAUUUUCCUUCGCAAUCAUAAGCAGGGAAAAGCACCCUGUUCUUCUUCAGCACCUGUGCCUGCGUGGAAUACUACGGCAAGGCCCUGGAGGCGCUGGUGAAGGGCGUGGAGAUCAUGUGUCUUCACGGGAAGAUGAAGUUCAAGCGCAACAAGAUCUUCAUGGGCUUCCGCAAGCUGCAGAGCGGGGUCUUGGUGUGCACGGACGUGAUGGCCCGCGGCAUAGACAUCCCCGAGGUGAACUGGGUGUUGCAGUACGACCCCCCCAGCAGUGCCAGUGCCUUCGUGCAUCGCUGUGGCCGCACUGCGCGCAUCGGCCAUGGUGGCAGCGCACUGGUGUUCCUCCUCCCCAUGGAAGAGUCCUACGUCAACUUCCUCGCAAUCAACCAAAAGUGCCCCCUGCAGGAGAUGCAGCCACAGAAGCACACGGCGGACCUCCUCCCGAAGCUGCGGGCCAUGGCCCUGGCCGACAGGGCCGUGUUUGAGAAGGGCAUGCGGGCCUUCGUGUCCUUCGUCCAGGCCUACGCCAAGCACGAGUGCAGCCUCAUCUUCAGACUCAAGGAUCUGGACUUUGCUGCCCUGGCGCGAGGCUUCGCUCUGCUCAGGAUGCCCAAGAUGCCGGAGCUGAGGGGAAAGCAGUUUCCAGACUUUGUGCCCGUGGACGUCAACACGGACACCAUUCCAUUCAGAGAUAAGAUCAGGGAGAAGCAGAGGCAGAAACUGCUGGAGCAGCAGAGGAAGGAGAAGACAGAAAACGAAGGGAGGAGAAGAUUCGUGAAAAAUAAAGCUUGGUCGAAGCAGAAGGCCAAAAGGGAGAAGAAGAAAAUGAAUAAGAAAAGGAAAAGGGAAGAGGUAAAGCGGGAGGUUUGACUAUUUAUCUGCCUUGGAAUUCUGAGCCCGGGCCCUGGAGGGAGUGUCUUCUGAUAGGAUUGCCAGGGGUGCUCAGUUCUGUGUUACGAGG